Molecule: messenger RNA, 825 nt
Organism: Fusarium venenatum
Lineage: Eukaryota; Fungi; Ascomycota; Sordariomycetes; Hypocreales; Nectriaceae
Biological process (GO): proteolysis
Cellular component (GO): extracellular matrix
Molecular function (GO): metalloendopeptidase activity; zinc ion binding
Source: RefSeq, a predicted model, not a curated record
AUGGGUUCUCAAGGCCCCUCAACAAAGGAGAUUCUCCUUGACGCUGUCGAACAGGUAGCUGGAGCAAAGGUCCUGCAGACCGUCGAGCCGACCGAUGUCUCGGAUGUGGUCAAAGACAUCAAAGGUCCUGCAAUCACUCAGGCGCCGGUAUGCAACACCCAGCUUCCAAUCCCUCCAGCCCUCCAAGCCGCCAUGGGCCGCAAGAAUGGCAUGUUGGAUAUAGUGGUCGGGUUGCAUGACCACAUACCUCGCUGGGUCCCUGGCUCAGUUGUCAAGUGGGCUGCCUGGCGACAGGGCUUUCGCAGUCAAGAAGACGCCGACUACGCUGCAGAGCAACUCGCCAUCGCUGCACAGGCAUGGAACGAUGCCAAUGUCGGCGUGACCUUUGAAUGGGUGCCCCUGGCCAAGGAUGCUACCUUUGUCUUGACCCAUGGCGGUGCUAAUGGCGAUGUUCUUGCACGAGCCUUUUUCCCCAAUGGCGAGGACCUCAACUACGUUUUUGUCUUCUCCUAUGCAUUCAACAAACAGUGGAAGCCACACAUGUGGAAUGUCUUUGCCCACGAGCUUGGGCACGUCCUUGGUUUGCGACACGAAUUUGCAAUUAAGGACGUCCGUGACAAGAUGACUGCAUCCGAAGAGAUGAUGGAUGCUGUCCGUAUUGAUGCCCCGGAUGAUAAGUCGGUUAUGAACUACCGUAGUGAGCCUCCAGAGAUCCAGCAGUCUGACAUCGAUUCGACCCGCAAGUUUUACAGCAUGUCUGAAGAUGAUAGUGGCAACCCCCUUAGCAUUGGCAAGACCAAGGUUCUCGAUUUUACCCCAAGGUAA